AUGUUUAAUCCUGUACAAAUAAAACAUGAAUGUAUGGGAGCAGAGGAUGUUAACUCUGGUGAUAAAAUUACUGUUUCAAAUAAUUCCAAAUAUCCGAAUUUUAUUGAAGAUGUUGAUUAUAAAUAUAAUCAACUACCCCAAUUUUGGGGUCAUGCACAGUUACCAAACGAAGUACGUCCAAAAACUGAAAUUCAUGGCCAACACAAUUUAUUCCAAGCUGAAGAAAAUAAUUCUUUAGCAUACAUGAGAAAUUAUGUACAGGAUAGUACAUUAUUUCAAGUUAAUCAAGAGGAAAGUUUGAAUCAACUGAAUCAACAUUGUCACAUAGAUGUGACUCAAAAAGUUGAACAAUCACAAUUUUCUUCAAAUAUACAACCAGCAAAGUUUACUACUCAAAUGGUAACAAUUUCAGAGCCUAUAUCAUCCAUGAAACCUAGCCGUCUUGGAAGACCACCUAAAAGUUCUUCAGAGUCAAAUAUGGGGAAAAAACUCAAAUGUCAAUGUGAAAUAUGUUUUAAGGAGUUUGGACACAAAAGUAAUUUAUUUAUACACAUGAGGACUCAUAAUGGGGAACGGCCUUACAAAUGUAAUCAAUGUGAAAAGUGUUUUACCCAUAGUGGAAACUUAGCUAUUCAUAUGAGAACACAUUCUGGUGAAAGACCUUAUGGUUGUCAAGUAUGUGGAAAAAUGUUUAGCCACAGUGGAAAUUUGUCAACACAUUUAAGAACUCAUUCAGGUGUAAAGCCUUAUAAAUGUGCUAUAUGUGGUAAAGAAUUUAGGCAUAGUGGAAAUUUAUCAAUACAUGAAAGAAUACAUUCCGGAAUUAAACCAUUUCAAUGUAAAGUUUGUGGGAAGGAUUUUUAUCAUAGUGGGAAUUUAACAACUCAUAUGAAGAAACACACUGUAAAUAUUAACACUGGUGUUAAUCAAUGUGAAAAUAACAAAAAACAAGGAAUGUGUGCUGCAGUAAACCUUAAUGAUACUGCAUCCUUAAAUUCAUUCAAUAAUUUACCCUUGACUUCAACUACUGAUGUUAAACUGAUGCCUGGUGCAAACAAUAUUGUUCCUAUAAAAAAUGAAAGUAAUGAUGAAGGAUUAAUAAAUAGUGUUGGGAUUUUAACACCAACAUCAAUUUAA
Habropoda laboriosa is the source of this 1137-nucleotide messenger RNA. RefSeq names its product zinc finger protein 813-like. The transcript is spliced from 2 exons. The coding region runs from base 1 to 1137 and encodes 378 amino acids. Gene Ontology annotation, molecular function: DNA-binding transcription factor activity, RNA polymerase II-specific; RNA polymerase II cis-regulatory region sequence-specific DNA binding. Lineage: Eukaryota; Metazoa; Arthropoda; Insecta; Hymenoptera; Apidae. Gene Ontology annotation, biological process: regulation of transcription by RNA polymerase II. Gene Ontology annotation, cellular component: nucleus. The record is from RefSeq and is a predicted model, not a curated record.